Molecule: messenger RNA, 3073 nt
Organism: Trichobilharzia regenti
Lineage: Eukaryota; Metazoa; Platyhelminthes; Trematoda; Strigeidida; Schistosomatidae
Source: the annotation of a GenBank genome assembly
ACUGACUAGUUGAGUGAUUUUUAGUAGGAAUAUUUUACGUACUGUAUUUUUAUUUUGUCUCCUCGUUUGAAUACAUCAUCAGUUGGAUUUAUAACAAUAGCAAUAAUAAUAGUAAUAUUAUUAGUCUGUCAAGAAAAAUACAACGCAGAUACACACAUGUCAUCAUCAUCAUCCCUAUCCCCAUCACCAUCACCAUCAUCAAAGUGAUACUGUUUCAUCUUUUAAAAUUAACUCAAAACGAAUAAAAUCACCUUUGAAUGCAUUACAAUAAGCAUUCUGUUGAGAGAAAAAAAUGAUAAGCACUUCGAAUAAACAUGAUAUAUUUUUAUGCCUAUCCUUUGUGGCGAUACUUCUAAAUCAAACAUCCACAAAGGAAAUAAAUUACAAUUCUGAUACAUUAAAGUUACACAAUGUUUAUACUAAAGAACAGUUAACUAGUCAACAGAAACAAUUAUUGAAGACUAUUCAUAUCCCAGAGAUCGAUUUUGAAGUAAAUGGAGAAUUUCCAAUCCUUAAAACUUAUGAUUUAUUUCAAAAUGGAGUUCCGAAUUCUAAAAAAGUUUCAAAUUUAUUAUUUCGAUCGAAACGAGAUGUUUCACAGAAGUUAAAUGAAAUUUCAUUAAAUGAUAAACAAACGAUAAUGAUUAAAAGUCGAAUUCAUUCUCCAUUGAAAUGGAACGAGGAAUUAACUGAUCCAGAAUCGGAGAGCUAUAAAAUUUUGUCAACCAGUUAUUGUGAAUUUUUAUUAGAAAGCUUUCAGCGUACACAUAUACAAGAGUUACAACGGCCAAAAUGUAUAUUCUUACAAUUUUCCAAAGGUUCUAUUUUCUUGAACGCAUUAAUAUCAUUUAAUCAAGCUAUCAAUUCAUUAUUUUCGCCUAAAAAUCUAUCGAAUACACUUAUAGAUGGCAGCAAGAAAUUGGUUGAUGCAAUAGUUAAUGAUAAGAAAUUUCAUUUAGGAUUUAGUUUCAGUGGUAAUUUUUCAUUAACACUUACGAAUAUCAAAGAAGAAUCUUCUGUACCACCGCCCCCACCACUACCACCAUCGAUGUCAGACAUAGAAUUCAAAAUGACAAGUGCCGGUGAACAAACAGAAGCAUCUCCUAUAAAUACAACGUUGAAACCUCAGUCAGAUGAAAUGACAUCUCAAUCGACCUAUGCAACAACUGAACCUGUAACACCUAAAGCAACUCCAAAUGUUCAAAUAUUAGCGGUUGGUUUCGAACUUGCCGAAGGAGACGAAAAACUACAAUGGGAUGAAAGUUUGAAUGAUGUCAACUCUGAAAUUUACCAAAAUUUAUCUAAAAGUGUUUGUGAUUUGGUCCUAUCAAGUUUAAAUGCUGUCAGUUUGGACAACUGGCGUGCAGAAUGUCUAUCGGUUAACUUCAGUAAAGGUUCAGUAGUUGCCAAUGUCACUUUAUUAUUUAUACAAGAAACCACUUCAACGGAUGCAGUUCAGUUAAAUUCUACACUCACAGAGAUUGUAGCUGAAGCAAUUGUGAAUUUUGCAAACACUACAAACACUACUACUAGCAUAGGUAUUCAUCCACAAAGCAAUGUUGUUAUCAUACCCAUUCCUAUUGUACAAGAAAUCGUUGUAACAGAAUCUCAAACAUUUUAUUCAACAGACAAAGAGACUUCUACAGAAUCCUUCACACAACUUUACACUAAUACCUAUGACAGCAGUCCAUAUACUACAAUGACUGUUGGAGUUAGUAGUUCAGAAUCAGUGUCGCUGACAUCCCAGUCAGUAAAUGGAACAAAUGAGUAUGGAACAGAAGUGACAACAUUGUUGUCAACAGGAAGCACUGAAUCGACAGUUGAUAUCACAUCAUCUGCAAUAAGUGAAGAUAACAUCAGUCUAUCAACAGGAACAUUUGAAAAUAUUCCUUUAAACAUAACAGAUAUGUCAACUAUGGUUGUUGAACAAACGUCUGAAGUAAUUGAAAAUACUACAAAAGUUAUGACCACUUGGCAGACUAUAUUAACAACAGAAACAUCAGUUGAACCAUCUAGCUCUGGAAGUGAAAGUAUUAUAACUGUUUCACAGUCGAUAAGCAGUUUACCUGAUUAUUCAUUUUCCAGUGGAUAUACUUCAAAUAUAGGGAAAAGAAACGUCAGAGAAAAAAGAAACGAAAAGAAGCCAGAAGAAAACAAAAGAAGCUCAUUGAAAAAGGAAAGAAAAGAAAUGAAAGAUAAGAGAAUAAAAGAAAAACAGGACAAAAACGAAGAAAUAAAAAAAAUAAAAGCUGCUGCUCGUUUCACUACAUCAAUGCAAUUCGAAAUCACCUUCUGUAAUAUUCUACGAUUUUAUCCGGGCUCUAUACUAGCUGAAGCAGGGAUAACUGUGAACUAUACAGAUAGCAAUGUCAGUCAAACACAAAUACUUCAAGCAAUUCAAAACGGUGCACAAUUAUAUCUGAUGAAUCAAACGAAUAAUAUGGCACUAGAUUCUAGCCAAAUACUGUCGAUUAUAUUAAUUUUACAAAAGCAAACAUGCGCCACACUGUCAAAAACAUGUUCGCCUCAUUCUGAUUGCUAUGAAACAUCUGAUGGAGCAUAUUGUUUAUGUAAAUCUAUGUGGACAGAUUUAAAUCCACAACAACCUGGAAUACAAUGUGUUUUAAGUCCAGCUGCAAUAGCGCUUAUCGUACUCGCAGCAAUUGUUCUUGUGAUUAUCAUUGCUUUGACAAUCUACUUCGUUUUGCGAUCAACACCAGAUGGUGAACGUUUUAUGUACUCGUUUGUUUAGAGUAAAAGAGACUCAUUGAAAUUACUGAUGAAAAUGCCGACAAACAAACACAGAUAAUCAAUGUAUACUUUUCAUUGGUGCCAUAGUAUUUUCCUAUGCUUAUCCUAACUUUGUUAUUUUGCAUUCACAGAUAUCAUUCUAAAAAGUCUAACAGGAUUUUUCUUCUGUUAAAUUUUUGAUGCUAACGAUAUAUUUCAAUACAGUAACAAGCUCACCGUAUCGUAUACUCAUUUUUUUCCAACUGUGAUUUUUUUCGAUAAUUAUUUGUAUAUUGUGAUUAUUACCUUAAAAAAUUUUGUUACCGCUAACAUUUUAUGAAAU